CACCUUGUAGUGGAACAUUCCGCCAGCCCCUGAAGGCAGCGCCGUGCCGCGGUGAGGAGCAGCGCGAGGAGGAGAAGGAAGGAGAUGGCCGACUAAAGCCAACGUUAUCUCUGCUACCCCGUUGACGAGAUUUCUUAUUCACAACACAUCUGCACAGUUGGAGUGGAAAGAGAACGUGUUAAAUCUUUCGCUCCUCUCGCACAAUGGCAGAACAAAACAGCAACGUCAGAUACCAAGAGCUGGUGAAUGAGGACGAACCGGCCCAGCCUUGCCAAGAGGGGGCUGCCCAGGAUUCCCCCCCACCCUACAGCAGCAUCGCUGCAGCAAAUGCAGCUUUCUUUGAAUACAAGGAAGAUGGCAGCAGAUUUCCAAACCCCCCCUCCUACAGUGUAGCCACCACCCUGCCCUCCUAUGAUGAAGCUGAGAGGAGCAAAGAGGAGGCCGCCAUCCCCCUGGUCCCUGGCAGAGUCACGGAGGACGACUUCGUGGCCAGGGAUGACUUUGAAGACGCUGACCAGCUGCGAAUAGGAAACGACGGCAUCUUCAUGCUCACCUUCUUUAUGGCAUUCCUCUUCAACUGGAUCGGCUUCUUCCUGUCGUUCUGUUUGACAACCUCAGCCGCCGGCAGGUACGGAGCCAUCUCCGGCUUCGGCCUGUCCCUCAUCAAAUGGGUUCUCAUUGUCAGGUUUUCUACCUACUUCCCUGGUUACUUUGAUGGACAGUACUGGCUGUGGUGGGUGUUCCUGGCCCUGGGCUUCAUGCUGUUCGUCAGAGGCUUCGUUAACUACUCCAGGGUGCGUAAGCUGGCGGACCCCGCGUACGCCACUCUGCCCCGGACAAGGGUCCUCUUCAUCUAUUAGAGGAUGUUGGAAGUGGGACUGGGCGAGACCAACAGGAGCAGUCACUCUGAGAAGAGUUUACAAGUUGAAGUGAAGACACUCAGCCAGAAAUCAGCCUGACGAGUCAUAGAUGAAGACGACCCUCCAUGAAAUAUUCAGGAAUUAUAUCACUUUGUUUUAUUUUGUUUUGAAACUUUAUUAAUGGAAAUGGUGAACAGUGAUAGUCCCUUGAUGUACUCAUUAGUGGCGAAUGUUAAGUGCUAUUUACAUCUCUGUCUGUAAUGUAUAAGUAAUGCCUUAUAUCAUUUGAAAGUAGCGUACGAGCAUGCAUCUGCCCUUAAGGUCAAUACAUAGGGAACGUCUCAUGUUGGUGACACAUGAAGCCAACAGGUUUUAAUUAUUACAAGGAUAGAUUUACCACAGCAUGCAACACUGUAAUCUGCACUAAUUAUGGUUUCAUCGUGACUAUUAUAGGCUGUCUUUGGAUAACACAUACACUUAAAAAGCAAGCUCUCAUUAGGCUGUAAAUGCUGAUGUAGCACAUAUUUCACUCACCUGUUGGCUUUAAGUAGUGUUGCUCUUUUGUUUAGCCAGGAGGGGGCAGUGUUGUCCGUUGCUUUUAGGAACUGUUCAUUGAGGGCAUCGUCAUAACGAAUCAUACAUGCUUGUGAUUUAAGACACACUCAGUAGAGUUCAUUAAAAUUACAUACAUGUAUCACAAGUUAGGAUCUUGCCUGUUUGCUAUUAUGUUGACAAAAAUAAGGCAAACCAUCCACCUUGGAAAUGGAAUUUAAUUUGCAAAUCUGAUUUUAGAUGAUCAAAUUUCAGAUUUUAAACGUGACCAAGCGAGACACGAGACGGCCAGAAAAGCCAAGCAACAAACCCUGGAGCGUUUCGGGUUGACAUUGAAAGGAUGCGGAGUUCUUGGUCAGUGACAGGCAGCGAGAAAGAUGAUUUGUAUGGGCGUGCGAGCACAUUUUAUGGUCCAUGUCCUCAAAAGGCUCAUGUAACAGCCUGACAUUUCCAUGAGUCGUCAGUGUGACUCACUGACGACUCAUUGAAAGGUCAGGCUGUUGCAUGAGAAUGAACAUGAACGAGAUGCUGACUGCAUCUCGUUCAUGUCGGUGGAAAAGCACAGAAGAGUGUGCUCUGGGUUUCAGCCGAUAAUGAUCUCGCUCAGACACUUGAAUCAAAUCUUCUAAAAAUAACUCAAAUUCCAUUUCCAGGUGGUGCUUUUACCUUAAGAUUUAAUUGAUAGAUGGGGAAGCUAAAUCAGUUUUUCUCAUUUCUUAUUCUUUUUUAAAAUGAUUAAUAGGGUGUAAGAUGUUAGCUUUGUUGUGGGUAUCAAACUAUAUCAAAGAAUGUUGUAUGCAGGUGCACUUUUAGAAAUAUAACUAAUAAAACCCAGAGGGUGUUCAUCAUUAUUUUAAAUCAUAGACAUAUAAAACAAGGCGUGACUGACGCAGUGGUUUCUGUUUGAUAUUCAGUAAGGAGAAGGUUUUCCAACCAUUGUUGUCAGUCUAAAUAGAUUUUAGCCUAGUCAGUUAUCGUCAUACUUUUGCCAUGGCUUUGACACAGACACAUUUAGCUUAUUUCUAUGUGAUGUAGAGCUACCACCUUGGGGUUUUGUUGUUAUGAAACUGUACAAAGUUCGUUUAGUGUUAAAUAAAUGUCACUUUUAAUGCGUCA
Molecule: messenger RNA, 2528 nt
Organism: Gymnodraco acuticeps
Lineage: Eukaryota; Metazoa; Chordata; Actinopteri; Perciformes; Bathydraconidae
Product: NEDD4 family-interacting protein 1-like
Exons: 8
Coding region: 204-860 (218 amino acids)
Biological process (GO): metal ion transport; positive regulation of protein ubiquitination; ubiquitin-dependent protein catabolic process
Cellular component (GO): perinuclear region of cytoplasm; endoplasmic reticulum; Golgi apparatus
Molecular function (GO): WW domain binding
Source: RefSeq, a predicted model, not a curated record